This is a messenger RNA of Coffea eugenioides, 429 nucleotides long. Its product is annotated as subtilisin-like protease SBT1.9. Bases 1 to 429 code for a protein of 142 amino acids. NCBI's taxonomy places the organism in Eukaryota, Viridiplantae, Streptophyta, Magnoliopsida, Gentianales, Rubiaceae. Gene Ontology annotation, biological process: proteolysis. The transcript has a single exon. Gene Ontology annotation, molecular function: serine-type endopeptidase activity. The record is from RefSeq and is a predicted model, not a curated record.
AUGGAGAGGAUGACAGGAUUCUUAUAUGCCAGACCUCAAAAGGUAUUGGCACUUCAGACCACAUGCAGUCCCAAAUUCCUGGGGCUGCAACCCCAUGACGGGCUUUGGCCCCUAGCCAACUUUGGCCAAGGCAUCAUAAUUGGGGUAAUUGAUAAUGGAAUAAAACCUGACCACUUGUCCUUCAAUGAUGAAGUGAUGCCAACACCACCAACCGAAUGGAAAGGAAAAUGUCGUUUGAAUAGCACCACCUGUAACAAGAAGCUUAUAGGUGCAACCAAGAUAUCUUUGGGCAUGACUGGAUUGCCUGUCGACGUGAGAGCACACGGAACACACACCGCAAGCACUACUGCUGAUGCAUUUGUCAGCGGUGCCAAUGUUUAUUGCCAAGCUAAUGGCACAGCAACACUUGGCCAUUUAUCAAGCUUGUGA